AUGGUUAAGCUUGGUGAGUUCUUGUGCCAAAGACUGAAGGAGGCUGGUUGUGACGAUGUGUUUGGUGUGCCUGGUGACUUCAACUUGGGUCUAUUUAAUUACAUCGUGGCUUCCGAGUUGAAUUACGUGGGUUGUUGCAACGAGUUGAACAGUGCGUAUGCGGCUGAUGGGUACGCGCGAGUCAAGGGUCUUGGUUGUUGCGCGACUACGUACGCCGUUGGUGAGUUGUCGGCUGUGAAUGGCAUUGCCGGUGCCUUUGCUGAGUCGGUACCGGUGGUGAAGAUUGUGGGUGGCCCAAUGAGGAAGCACUUUAAGGAGAUGCCGCUGUUGCACCACACACUGGGUGAUUACAUGACGCCUUACAAGAUGUACGAGCCGAUUACCGUGGAUCAGUGUGUGUUGAAUGAUCCUCGGUUUGCGGCGCGAGACAUUGACCGUGUUUUGACGAACUGUCUUUUAUAUAAGCGUCCUGUGUACAUUCUGGUCCCGAGUGACAUGCCUGACAUGGAGAUUGACACGACCGACGUGGGCGAGUGGAAGACGCCUGUCGAGCCGGCUUCAGAGCCUUCGGUCCUUGAGGAGGCGUUGGAGGAAGUUGUUGAGCGGCUGCGCAAGGCCAAACACCCCGUCUUUGUGCCUGGUGUCGAACUCAUUCGUCGUGGCCUUCAAGAUUACUUCCAGCAACUGACGACCAAAUCACACAUCCCCUAUGCAACCAUGUUGUUGUCAAAAGGAUUGAUCAGCGAGACACAUCCCAACUUCAUGGGACUGUACAUGGGCCAGCGCUCCUUGCCUGAGGUACGGGAAGCCAUUGCCAACUCCGAUUGUGUGGUGAUCAUCGGUGAGAAGCUGACCGACUUUAACACUGGCGGGUUCACUUCGGAUUUCAAUCCGAAGUCACGCAUCAUCAUCAACUACGACAACGUGUCCGUCUCCAGCCACAGCUACAACCAAGUUUACAUUGGCGAGUUCCUGCGUCGUCUGGUCGAGAUGGUACCCGUGUUCCCCGACCCGGCGUACGAAUACCCCCGCGCGAAGUACGGAUGCCCCAACCGACGCGACUCCGUGAUCUCCAAGGUCGACGAAGCCAAGUUGGACAUGCGCUACAUCUUUAAGAAGCUCGCCAAGAUCCUGCCUGAGAAGUGCAUCCUAAUAGCCGAGACCGGCGCUUCUAUGUUCUCAGCCGCAGAGACCAUGUUGCCAGACGGAGGCACGUACAUUGGUCAGACCUUCUAUGGCUCCAUAGGCUACACCGUAGGCUCUUGCCUCGGAGCGUGCAUUGCUCUCCGCGAAAAGGGCGACCCCAGUAGACGUGUUGUGCUCUCUGUUGGAGACGGAUCCUUCCAGCUAACUGCGCAGGAAGUCUCAACUAUGAUCAGGUACAACUGUAACCCGGUCAUCCUCCUGAUCAACAACGAUGGCUACACUAUCGAACGAGUCAUUACCGACAACAUCUACAACGACAUACAAAUGUGGGACUACGCCUCUCUCCCCAAAAUCUUCGGCGGAAAACAAGGCAUCAAGGCAACCACCCACGGCGAAUUCGAUCAAGCCCUUAGCCACGCCACCAGCAACCCCGAUGACCUCGUCUUCAUUGAGGCCGUCAUUGGAAGACUCGACUGCAACAGACUACUCAAGUGUGCCGGAAGAAUGAUGGCUAUGAACAACAAACUGCAACCCUCCAUCACAGAAGAAAUGCUCGAGAAAGAACAACUUUAA
This is a messenger RNA of Gregarina niphandrodes, 1719 nucleotides long. Its product is annotated as indolepyruvate decarboxylase. The transcript has a single exon. The record is from RefSeq and is a predicted model, not a curated record. Bases 1 to 1719 code for a protein of 572 amino acids. NCBI's taxonomy places the organism in Eukaryota, Apicomplexa, Conoidasida, Eugregarinorida, Gregarinidae. Gene Ontology annotation, molecular function: magnesium ion binding; carboxy-lyase activity; thiamine pyrophosphate binding.